AUGGCGCUAACAUGGUUUCACUGUUUUUGCAGCUUCCCUAACAGCAAUCAGACAAAGCACUGCUGGCAAAAUUAUGUAGAUUACUAUAAAUGCAUUGGAGCGCGUGGCAAGGAUUUCGCUCCAUGUCAACAGUUCUGGAAAGCAUUUCACAGCAUAUGUCCUAAUUCAUGGAUUGAAACUUGGGACACUCAGAGAGAGGAAGGAACAAAUCCUUCCAACUUCAAUGUUUAA
Molecule: messenger RNA, 231 nt
Organism: Radiomyces spectabilis
Lineage: Eukaryota; Fungi; Mucoromycota; Mucoromycetes; Mucorales; Radiomycetaceae
Product: cytochrome c oxidase, subunit VIb
Exons: 3
Coding region: 1-231 (76 amino acids)
Cellular component (GO): mitochondrion; respiratory chain complex IV
Source: RefSeq, a predicted model, not a curated record